AUGUGGGCUCCGAGUAACUCAUAUCCAGAGCUACCGCCACCAAAUAGCUUGGCGGAGUCCUAUACCGACUCACCGUCCAAGCAAUCGCAACUUGAACAAACAGCAACGCCGACUCCAAUCAUACGCAUCCUCGCGCCAACCCCAGAGGGCGGCUCCGGCGUGGCGACGCCUUUAGCCCUACGACCCGGUUCCAGAUAUGACCGACCGUCACCUGACAACUGGACCGACGAGCUGAUCAAGCAAUCAGGUACCACAAAAAGCACCUUCGAAGACCCGUCGUCCUCGGAGUACGACGACAGUGGCUCCGAAACAGGUUCGAGCGGGUCGACCGGCUCCCAGCAGAGCUGGCGGCUGAACUCGUACUACACGCGCUCACCACCACGCACCGCGUCGAUUUCGCGCAACCCCUGCCGUAUCUGUGGCGCGCCAGCUAGAGACCUUCACGCCCCGGAGCCACCUCCAUCGACAUACCGAGGCCACAUCAAGCUGCUCCAGACCUCGUCGACGGCGCCGCGCGGGGUCUGGGCGCUGGGCCAGCGGUCGGUUCUCAAGGAGCUCGAGCGCGACGUUUCCGGCCGGCUGGCCUACGAAGCGCGGAACCUGGAGUUCGCGGCCCGGCACACCUCGGCGCCCGUGCCGCAAGUGCUGGCCAGCUGGACGGAGGGGCCCAGCUCGUGCGCGUUCCUGCUCACGUCUCGCCUGCCCGGCCAAACGCUUGAGGAAGCCUGGCCCGACCUGGAUGCGGAAACACGUGAGGAUAUUGCUCGGAGCGUGGCCGAGCACCUGAGAGAGCUGCACUCAGUCACCAAUGAAUGCAUGAGCGGCGCCAACGGCGGUGCGUUCCUGAAUGCCGGGGCAUUUUUUGGGUGCGCAGAAGACGCUGCGAUUCAGCCCUGUAUGUCCCAGGAUGAAAUUUUGGACCGUGUGGUGUCGGCGCUCAGCACCGACAAAAUCGCUGUGCCACAGAUGGAAUUCAUCCGCAUGCGCGUGCCAGUGAUGACGCCCUUCGUGUUCUCGCAUGGUGAUGUGUCGGCUCGCCAUAUCAUGAUAGAGAAUAACAGAUUUGCUGGCUUUGUGGACUUCGCUCAGAGUGGCUUCUAUCCCAAUUGGUGGGACUGGGUGCGUACACACUACAAUGACUCAUUGUUGGAUGCUCAAUGGAAGAUGAUCAUAAGAAAGCAUAUGGUGCCUCUGGAAUCUGAAAUGUAUUUCAAUAACUGCCUGGACUGGUACAUUAAUUGGACGCAAUUGCAAUCCAGGUUAGAACAGGCGACAUAA
Molecule: messenger RNA, 1278 nt
Organism: Truncatella angustata
Lineage: Eukaryota; Fungi; Ascomycota; Sordariomycetes; Amphisphaeriales; Sporocadaceae
Product: kinase-like domain-containing protein
Exons: 1
Coding region: 1-1278 (425 amino acids)
Source: RefSeq, a predicted model, not a curated record